Sander lucioperca (pikeperch) is the source of this 1605-nucleotide messenger RNA. RefSeq names its product zinc finger protein 239-like. Gene Ontology annotation, molecular function: DNA-binding transcription factor activity, RNA polymerase II-specific; RNA polymerase II cis-regulatory region sequence-specific DNA binding. The record is from RefSeq and is a predicted model, not a curated record. Gene Ontology annotation, cellular component: nucleus. Lineage: Eukaryota; Metazoa; Chordata; Actinopteri; Perciformes; Percidae. Bases 103 to 813 code for a protein of 236 amino acids. The transcript has 4 exons. Gene Ontology annotation, biological process: central nervous system development; regulation of transcription by RNA polymerase II.
AUACAGUCUUGGAACCCGGAGUGAGUCAGCAGUCCCAGUGGAGAGCUGCUGGAUUUCAGAGACCAGGACCAGGACCAGGACCAGGACCAGAACAAGAGCGGAAUGGAGGAGGAGCAGCAGAAGCCGGAGCAGCGGAGCAACAAGGUCCCCAGAAGAGCAGCAGCAGGCUCGGCCUCUGAUAGCAGCGGUGUUCAGAAACGGAGAGGAGGAGGGGGACUCAGACAUCACAGCUGUCAGCACUGUGGCAAGUCCUUCACAACAUCUGGAAGUUUAAAGAGUCAUCAGAGAGUUCACACGGGAGAGAAACCAUACAGCUGUGAACACUGUGGGGCAGCUUUCACACAGUUAAGUACGCUCAAAAGUCAUCAACUCAUUCACACUGGAGAUAAACCCUACAGCUGUGACAUAUGUGGGGCAGCUUUCAAACAGUUGGGUGCGCUCAAAAUCCACCAACGCAUUCACAGUGGAGAGAAACCGUACAGCUGUGAACAAUGCGGGGCAGCAUUCACACACUUAGAAAACUUAAAAUCCCACCGACGUGUUCACACUGGAGAGAAGCCGUUCUGGUGUGAGCAAUGUGGGAAAACCUUUUCUCAGAGUGGUGGCCUUAAAAGGCACCAACUCAUUCACACUGGAGAGAAACCUUACAGCUGUGAACAAUGUGGGGCAGCAUUCACACAGUUAUCUAACCUAAAGGCCCACCGACGUGUUCACAAUGGAGAGAAGCCGUUCUGGUGUGAACAAUGUGGGAAAACUUUUUAUCGAGGUAGUCAACUUAAAAAACACCAACUCAUUCACACUGCCUCCUCUUGAACAUUUUCUAAAGCCAAGCUGUUGUUAGAAAGGAGAGAGGGAACAGAUAGCUUGAGUCAAGAUGCUGUUUACUACCCAGAUAAGAAAAGAGAGCAGUCAGAGCCCAAAGUAGCCGAGGAACAGGACCACUGCAGGCACUAACCUGCUUGAUAAAUAUGGAAGGAGAACUAAGUGUGGAAUUUGUCAGAGCACAUAACAUUGGGUAAAACUUGUCCACACAAAAAAGAGCAUGUAAAGAUGACAAGUGAAAAUCAGUGCUGUGAAAAACAGGAUGAGUGUAACAUAACAGUUGUUUUCCAAGGAAUCAGAUUAUGAGAUAUUCAUGGUUGAAGCUUGUAGAAGAAAAUGAUUUCCCAGUUUGUCUCAUUUUAUCCUAAUAUCCUCUUUCUGUUCACUGAUUAAGUUGAUCAUAUUUUAACAGAUUUAUUAAAACAUGUUUAUCUUGUGUCGUGUAACUGAAUGUUAUUAACAAUAUACAUCAAGAGAUGGAAUUUCUUUUGGAUAUAUGACUGUUAUCAUUUAUAUUUUACUUAAUUACUUCAUGUAUUCAUGUGUUCACAGAAGAUGCCUUUUCACAGGGACACACUGCUUCUUUAACGUUGUUGUUCCUGUGUCUCUGUUGUUGACAUGGAAGAUAGAUGUACAUGUUGUUGAUGAGCUGAUCAAACAGCUGAAGUUGAUUUCCUUUCUCCAGCCGUCAGAAAACAAACUGUCGUCUCCAUGCCCAGCGUAGAGUCCCAUGAAGAAGGAAAUGUAACCGUCAUUCAAAUAAAAGAAGUUUUCUGCUUCCUA